CUUGCCGGAAGUAGGGCACAGCUGCCAACUCGCCAUGCGGCUAUUGCUCCUGGCUCCCAGGCGAGCCCAGACGGGCAACGGGACCACCGCCCGGAGGAUCCAAGAUCAUUUACACGCUGCUGGGCAUUUGUGUGUCUUGAAGGACACCUCUGAUUAUGAGUCCCCGUUGGCAAUUUCAAAUCUCAUCUCUUCGGAGAAAUUGGAGGCAGCUCUGGGCAUCCAUCUCUUUAAAGCUGGAAAGCUUCUUCAAGGAAGUCCCGUUCCUUUUGGAAUUAUUUUUGGAGGCACAGAUGUUAAUGAAGAUGCCAAAAUUGAGGAGAAGGCCAAAAUUAUGGAGAAGGUGUUGGAUGAAGCCAGGUUUGCUGUGUCCUUCACUGAAGCCAUGAAAGAAGCAGCUGCAACAUAUUGGACUCUGUGGCUCAGACUGCUAAUGCAGUCUGUUAUUAACAGCAGCUGCCUGCAAUUACUGCAGGUUCAAGUCCCACCAGGCCCAAGGUUGACUCAGCCUUCCAUCCUUUAUAAGCCUCAAACCAGGAACAAAAUCUGUGUCCAGGCUCAAGGGAUUGCCCAAGACGACCAGAAUGUAUACCUCUUCGUGCUGAUCUGUGGACUAAGGAGAGUCAAAGAUCCACUUUAUUUACUGGAUGCUUUUUCAGAGUGGCAUCGGGGAGAUUCCAGGGUACACCUGCUCAUUGUUGGACCUGCUGCUGAUCCAACCUUCGCAAAAGAAGUCGAGGAGAAGGUGAACAGGUCAUUUGGGGUCCACUUAUUGCCAGAAGUCCCCCAGGAAGAUCUGCACGCCAUUAUGAAAAACUGUUUUGCCGUGGUUAACAGUUCGGUAUCUGAAGGGAUGUCAGCUGCAAUUUUAGAGGCAAUGGAUUUAAAUGUCCCCGUGCUGGCAAGGAAUAUUCCAGGAAACGCUGCUGUAAUUGUACACCAAACAACUGGAUUAUUAUAUAUGACCCCCCAGGAAUUUGUCCAGCUGGCCAAAACUUUGAUGAAGGACCCAGUUUUGUACAGAGAGAUUGUAAGAAAGGCACAUGAAUAUGUCCUGAAACACCAUUCAUGGGAGAAAGAAAGGAAGGUCUAUCAGAAACUUGUUUUGAGACUCCAUGAAUGUUCUUGUAUCAAGCAACCAUGAGUUACCAACCACUGUGGUCAACCAGGUUUUCUUCAUCUUAAUAAUCUGAUUUGUCUUCAUUAAUGUUAAUGUUAUAGUCAGGGCUCCAAGUAACACAUCCAACGAAAAAGGUUAUUACUGUUGUGAUUUUGUAGAUUUUGUUCUCCUUCAGAGUCAGAAUGUACAGUAUAUACCGGUAGUAGACUUCUACAGCCUGGUAGCCUCCAGGAGCAUGGGACUUCUGUUCAGUGCAGGGAUUCAGCCAGUUCACACCACUUCGGGAGAACUGGUUGUUAACUUUCUGAGAAGUUUGGUGAACUGGUUGUUGGAAGAAAUCCUUAGGACCGGUUGUUAAAUUAUUUGAAUCCUACCACCACUUCUGUUCCCAUAAUGCCCUACCAGUCAUUACCAAAGGACUAUGGGAACUUGAAUUCAAACACAUUACAGAACCCCAAGUUGAAAAAAAUCCUAAAUAUACAAUCAAUCUAAUGCUUAUUGCUGAUUUGAAGCACUGUAUAGAUUUUUUUGCAUGAAGCAUAAGAAAUUGAAUUUAUGAUUUGUGGUUGGGUUGAUCAGAAGGAAUAAAUUAUAGGAAAAAUAGUUAUGCUGUACAUAACAGAGCAAGGGGUUAUGCUGUACAUAACAGAGCAAGGGGUAAAUUUAGAAUUGCUUAUAUAACAGAUGUAGUAAAGAAAAUUGGAAAUUAUUUCUAUAUAUUUUUGUUCUCUCUUUGCUUUUCCACUUUUAAUUGUUUCUUUGAUCUUUUCUUCCUUCCUUCCUUUCCUUCCCUUCCUUCCUUCUUCCCUCCCUCCCUCCCUCCCUUUCCUCUCUCCCUCCCUCCUUCCUUCCUUCCUCUUUCUUUCUUUCUUUCUUUCUUUUCUUCCUUCCUUCUUUUCUUUUUUUCUUUCUUUCUCUAUAUUAGUUUCCAUUGCUUUUUAUCCUCUUUUUAAAAAUUCUUAAUAAUUUUUGUGCAUCAAAAUUGCAUGCACAUAAUGCAUUAAAUAAAAUAAUCUUUCUGAAUGAUAGUGCACGGUUGAGGUUAUGGUAAUAAAUAGUGAAUAUCUGCUUUAUUUGGGGUAAUUUCACCUGCAUCUGUACAUGGAUAAGCAGAUACUCAACUAGAGAUAUCUAGAACAUCAUAUAAAGCCCUGUCUAGAAUUAAGCACUAACCCCCUCAAAAUUAUUUGAGUCUUUGCUGCUAUGGAUUCACAGCUUUCACCCAACUCCAGAAGAGCAAACCUCAAAUUUGAACCUAGUCAGCCAGUUUUACAUCUGCUGCUGUUUCCAUGGGGAAAGAAAAAAAAUGACAACUUUAAAGGUUUUUUUUUAAGAGUUGCUUUUCUCGGCCCAAAGAAUGGGGAUGAAAAAAAUUUAAUUUCCUCUUCUUGUCAGCUGCAGUUGGAGAAGUAGUUUUAUACACACAUGUGCACACGGAUACACUCAUUCCCUACGGUUGGUAACUGCAUUUUUUUAAAUCAAAAAAAAAAAAAAUGAAUUGGACUCUAUUGGUCCAAAAUAGCCAAUAAAAAAGACGAAUCCAUCUUGAAAGCAGAACUAGAUAAAUGCUACCUAUCGGAGUCUCUCUCUUAAUGAUCUCCUGCCGGUAACAUAGCAAAAAUCCUGGCUGGGGGGAGGCGAAAACAACUCAACCCAUCUGUUGAGCGAAGAUCAUCUUCAGACCGAGUGAUUUGAUUUAUUUAUAAAUUCCUGGGGAACGGUAGAUACCUCAAAAUAAAACAGCCUUUCGGCUGCAUUUCCUUAUGCAAUGUUCUCUUUCUUGCAAGUUCAUUUGUAUUGGUUACAUAGAGCAAUUUCGGCUCUUUGGUGUAAUAUUUUUGACUUCUUAAAUCCCUUAGUCAUUACUGUUAUUCGAUAGGCGUUCAUAAGAUUUGUCUCUCACCUCCCUCCCUCCCCCCAAAAAAAGCAAUUAAAGGAAGAUCUUUCGGCCCAUAUAUCUUAGCGCAAGCGUAAUUCAUUUUUCAUUCACAGUAAUACUGGUUUUUUUUUAGCGCUUACAAACAAAAAACCUUUCUGGAGUUCUGUUUUUUUUCUUUUCUUUUAACAACCAAACUGUUGUUUUACGUUGCUUCAAUGAAACCCCGCUGAUCUUGGUUUGGUUCAUCUGGGCUACCCUGGGCCUUGCAUGUUUGAAUAUUCGUUAGAAUAUGCUAACGAAGAGAAGGUUUAGUGGGUGAGGUGAUAAGCAGUCUUCCAAUAUUUGAGGGGCUGUCACAAAGAAGAGGGGUGUCAAAUUAUUUGCCAAAGCACCAGACAAGAAACAAUGGAGGGAAACUAAUCAAAAAGAGAAGCCAUCUGGAAUUAAGGAGAAACUUCCUAACAGUGAGGACAAUUAACCAGCGGAACUGCUUGCCACCAGAAGUUGUGGGUGCUCCAUUAAUGGAGGUCUUUCAGAAGAGAUUGGACAGCCAUUUGUCUGAAGUGGUAGAGGGUCUCCUGCUCGAACAAGGGGCUGGACUAGAAGAUUUCUAAGGUCCCUUCCAAUUCCAUUACAGGCAGUCCUCGACAAUGUCCCUGAAAAAGGACCAGGGGUGAAAUCUACACUUACCUUCCCUACCAGUUUGGAAGUGCGCACGCUUUUGUCACGUCUGAUUUUUGACCCUCUGCAUAUGUGCAGAAGGCUUUGCGCAUGCCCAGAGGGUUAAAAACCAGGAAGUAACAACUGGAUGGAGCCUCGCAUGCCGGACAGAAAUGGCAGGAUUUCACCACUACUUAGGACCAUUUUUCACACUUACAACAAUUGCAGUAACCGCAACAAAAUUCAGACGCUUGGCAAUUGAUUCAUAUUUAUGAUGGUCGCCGCAUCCUGGGAUCCCCUUUUGCGACCUCCUGACAAGUGAAGUCCAAUUCUACAGAGGAAUUAUUGAGUCUGUCAUUUGCACCUCUAUAACUGUCUGGUUCGGUUCUGCAACCCAACAAGAAAAACACAGACUUCAGAGGAUAAUUAGAACUGCAGAAAAAAUAAUUGCUACCAACCUGCCUUCCAUUGAGGACCUGUAUACUGCACGAAUCAAGAAGAGGGCCAUGAAAAUAUUUGCAGAUCCCUCGCAUCCUGGACAUAAACUGUUUCAACUCCUACCCUCAAAACGACGCUAUAGAGCACUGCACACCAGAACAACUAGACACAAGAACAGUUUUUUCCCGAAGGCCAUCACUCUGCUAAACAAAUAAUUCCCUCAACACUGUCAGACUAUUUACUGAAUCUGCACUACUAUUAAUCGUCUCAUAGUUCCCAUCACCAAUCUCUUUCCACUUAUGACUGUAUGACUAUAACUUGUUGCUGGCAAUCCUUAUGAUUUAUAUUGAUAUAUUGAUCAUCAAUUGUGUUGUAAAUGUUGUACCUUGAUGAACGUAUCUUUUCUUUUAUGUACACUGAGAGCAUAUGCACCAAGACAAAUUCCUUGUGUGUCCAAUCACACUUGGCCAAUAAAAAAAUUCUAUUCUAUUCUAUUCUAGGGAAACCAGAUUCACUUAACGACCAUGUGACUAACUUAACUGCUGCAGCGAUUCGCUUAACAAUGUUGGUAAGAAAGAUCGUAAAACUGGGGUUCGAAAUUCACUUAAGCGUCUCGCUUAGCGAGAACAUAAAUGUUGGGCUCCAGUGUGGUCGUAAGUCGAGGACUACCUGUGUUCUGUGUAUCCUGCAGUUCUUCUCUAGGCUGGUUUUCCAGUUGGACUACAGCUAUCUUCCACAGCGAGUAAUGGUUAUGUCGGCAGAGAGGAAACUGCUGCACACAAUCCAGAAAGUCAGUCCUUGAUGUGAAAUGCCAUCUAUCUAUGUAUCAACAGUAGAAACCUUCAAAUUUCUAGGUUCUAUCAUAUCGCAAGAUCUAAAAUGGACAGUUAACAUCAAAAACAUCAUCAAAAAAGGACAACAAAGACUGUUCUUUCUGCGCCAACUCAGAAAGCUCAAACUGCCCAAGGAGCUACUGAUCCAGUUCUACAGAGGAAUUAUUGAGUCUGUCAUUUGCACCUCUAUAACUGUCUGGUUCGGUUCUGCAACCCAACAAGAAAGACACAGACUUCAGAGGAUAAUUAGAACUGCAGAAAAAAUAAUUGCUACCAACCUGCCUUCCAUUGAGGACCUGUAUACUGCACGAAUCAAGAAGAGGGCCAUGAAAAUAUUUACAGAUCCCUCACAUCCUGGACAUAAACUGUUUCAACUCCUACCCUCAAAACGACGCUAUAGAGCACUGCACACCAGAACAACUAGACACAAGAACAGUUUUUUCCCGAAGGCCAUCACUCUGCUAAACAAAUAAUUCCCUCAACACUGUCAAACUAUUUACUAAAUCUGCACUACUAUUAAUCUUCUCAUCGUUCCCAUCACCAAUCUCUUUCCACUUAUGACUGUAUGA
Messenger RNA from Ahaetulla prasina, 5496 nucleotides. RefSeq names its product glycosyltransferase 1 domain containing 1 (gene GLT1D1). Gene Ontology annotation, molecular function: glycosyltransferase activity. The coding region runs from base 35 to 1141 and encodes 368 amino acids. The transcript has 12 exons. NCBI's taxonomy places the organism in Eukaryota, Metazoa, Chordata, Lepidosauria, Squamata, Colubridae. The record is from RefSeq and is a predicted model, not a curated record.